This is a messenger RNA of Frieseomelitta varia, 843 nucleotides long. RefSeq names its product MIEF1 upstream open reading frame protein-like. Gene Ontology annotation, cellular component: mitochondrion. The transcript is spliced from 2 exons. Gene Ontology annotation, molecular function: translation release factor activity. Gene Ontology annotation, biological process: translational termination. Lineage: Eukaryota; Metazoa; Arthropoda; Insecta; Hymenoptera; Apidae. The coding region runs from base 231 to 746 and encodes 171 amino acids. The record is from RefSeq and is a predicted model, not a curated record.
UUUUGAAAUUAUACAAGGAUUUGUUGCGUUACGGUGAAAAAUUGAAAUAUACAGACAAAGAGUAUUUCCGAUACAGAAUUCGCAAAAAUUUCGAACAAAAUAAGCACUUAAGUGAUCAAACAGAGAUUAACUUUCAGUUCCAGAAAGGACAAAAAUUUCUGCAAAAUCAACGAGUAGUGUAAAUCCAUAAUUUGCUGAAAUUAAACAGAUAUAGCUGUACAAUCAUAGUAAUGCUGAGGUUGUUAAAUAGAAUAUGUUUCGACCAAUCCUGUAACACUUGUACCUUGUUGUUUGAUAAAAAAAUGUUUGGAUCUUUAUAUUGCGAAACUAAUAAUAAUUGGGGCAAUUUCUCAAAUAUCCAAAAACAAAUUCGAUACAAAUCAUACAAUCGUUUCUUAGAUUAUUCAAAAAUACCCGAACUACAAGAAGAUGAUUUGCAAGAGCAAUUUGUGAGAGGAUCUGGACCUGGUGGUCAAGCGACUAACAAAACAAAUAAUGCAGUGAUUUUGAAACACAAGCCUACAGGAUUAGUUGUAAAAUGUCACGAAACCAGAAGUUUACAACAAAAUAGAAAAAUUGCUAGAGAUAUACUGUUGAAAAAGGUAGACAAUUUAAUCAAUGGUGACGAUUCUCUAGAAAAUCAAAAGGAACGACUAAUGAGAGUUGACUCCAUUAAGAAAAAACAAAAGAAGAAAAAGCUCGCAGAUUUAAAGAAUGCAUUCAUGAAACGCGAGAACUUAAAGUGAUUGAAAAUAUAACAAAUUACUUGAGCAACUUUUUCCUCCAUAUAUUGUAUGAUACACUGUCUAAUAAAUUUCCAAUAAGUUCAGUAAAUCAACAUAA